AUGGAGCUCGCGGCGGCUCUCCGGGCGACGGCGCACGGCGGCGUGGCGGCGGCGGCCGUGCUGGCCCUCGCCACCUUCCUCUACUUCCUCCACGCGGCGUGGCUCGCGCCGUCGGCCACGCGGCGCCGGCUCCGCGGGUCCGGCUUCGGCGGCCCGGCCCCGUCCUUCCCGCUCGGCAACCUCCCGGAGAUUGCGGCCUCGCUGGCUGAGAACAGCGGCACGUUGACGGCGGGCGCGGGGGUGACCAGCGACAUCCACGGCGCCGUGUUCCCCUACUUCGCGCGGUGGCGGGGCGCGUUCGGCAAGGUGUUCGUGUACUGGCUGGGCGCGGAGCCGUUCCUGUACGUGGCCGACCCGGAGUUCCUCAAGUCCGCCACCGCCGGCGCCAUGGGCCGGCUGUGGGGCAAGCCCGACGUGUUCCGCCGCGACCGCAUGCCCAUGUUCGGCCGCGGGCUCGUCAUGGCCGAGGGCGACGACUGGGCCCGCCACCGCCACAUCAUCGCGCCCGCCUUCUCCGCCACCAACCUCAACGACAUGAUCGGCGUGAUGGAGGAGACGACGGCGAAGAUGCUGGGGGACUGGAGCGAGGCGGUGGCGGCGGCGGGCCGGAGCGCGGGGGCGGUGGUGGACGUGGAGAGGGGCGUGGUGCGGAACGCGGCGGAGAUCAUCGCCAGGGCCAGCUUCGGCAUCGGCGACGAGGGCGGCGCGCGGGUGUUCGAGAAGCUGCAGGCCAUGCAGGCCAUGCUGUUCCGCUCCAACCGCCUCGUCGGCGUGCCGCUCGCCAGGCUGCUCCACCUCCGCAAGACCUACGACGCGUGGAAGCUCGGCCGCGAGAUCGACGCGCUGCUGCUCGACAUCAUCGACUCCCGCCGCGGCCGCCAGCACGACGCCGGCGGUCAGGAGAAGAAGAACAAGGACCUGCUCUCGCUGCUGCUGGCCGGGAACGACGAGGCGGGGGAAGCAGCUGGGAAGAAGAGGCUGAUGACGAGCCGGGAGCUGGUGGACGAGUGCAAGACCUUCUUCUUCGGCGGGCACGAGACGACGGCGCUGGCGGUCUCCUGGACGCUGCUCAUGCUCGCGGCGCACCCGGAGUGGCAGCGCGCGCUCCGGGACGAGCUCCGCGAGGUCACCGCCGACGGCCCCCUCGACGCCGCCGCGCUAGGAAAGCUCACCAAGAUGGGGUGGGUCCUCAGCGAGGUGCUCCGCCUCUACCCGCCGUCCCCCAACGUGCAGCGGCAGGCCCUGCACGACGUCGCCGUCGACGGCGCCGGCACGACCAUCCCGCGGGGCACCAACAUGUGGGUGGACGUGGUGGCCAUGCACCACGACGAGGCGCUGUGGGGCCCCGACGCCAACGAGUUCCGGCCGGAGCGGUUCGCGGCGGGCGCGCAGGGAGGGUGCCGGCACCGGAUGGGGUACCUGCCGUUCGGGUUCGGGGGGCGGAUCUGCGUGGGAAGGAACCUGACGGGGAUGGAGUACCGGGUGGUGGUGGCCAUGGUGCUGCGGCGGUUCGAGCUGGCCGUGGCGCCCGAGUACCGGCACGCGCCGCGUGUCAUGCUCUCGCUCCGGCCGUCCGACGGCGUCCAGCUCCUCCUCACGCCGCUGCAGCAGCACACCAAAUAG
Messenger RNA from Triticum turgidum subsp. durum (durum wheat), 1623 nucleotides. The record is from the annotation of a GenBank genome assembly. NCBI's taxonomy places the organism in Eukaryota, Viridiplantae, Streptophyta, Magnoliopsida, Poales, Poaceae.